AUGCCUGCCAGCAGCCCCCUCACUGGCGCUCUCAACGCCAACCUGCUGCCCCCCGGCGCGACGCUGUUUGGCGCCUACCAGUUUGCGCAGCGCGAGCAGUCCACGCUCAAGGCGGCGUCUGAGGAGGAGCUGCGGCUCAGCGGCGGCAUGGGCGAGCGCGAGGCGGCGGCGUGGGCGGAGGCGCUGUCGUUCCACCACCAGUGGAUGGUGCUGGCGCGGGAGCACGCGGCGGGGCUGGUGGCGCUGAGGAAGGACAUCAUCACGCACGGCCGCACCGUCCACAAGGCGUGCAACAGCGUGCGCGCGGGCAUGGCCCCGGACGAGUUUGCCGUGGUCACCACGCUCAAGGCGCACGGCCUCAUCAAGAGCGUGCAGCGCGUGGAGGUGCAGCCGGGCAUGAGCUACCCCCCAGGCACCUUCCUCAACAGCUACCCCACCCUGGUGCUGUUCCCGGCUGAGAGCAGCCCCCACCCCGUGCUGUGGACAGACACCACCAGCCAGGUCAAGUGCCAGGUGGAGAAGGUCGGCAAGGAGGUGACUCAGCCCUACACCCUGAACGAGUGCCUGCAGGUCGCGUUCGACCGCUCGUCCAUAUUCUUCAGGAAGGUCGAGAUCCGCAAGACAGAUGACAUGGAGCAGAUGCUGCUCAUGAGCACGCUCGCGGAGAUGUGGGCCGGGAAGCGGCCCUUUGGGCCCGCGGCGGACGAGGAGGCCGGCGGGCCGCCGGCGGCGGCGAGCAGCGGCGGCGGCGGCGGCCCCAGGAAAGGGCGGCGGCGGGGGCGGCCGCGCAAGAGUGGCUCCCGCCAGUCCCAGAGCAGCUCCGCUGCGGAGGAGGAGGACGCAGAGGUUGAGGCAGGGGCCGGCGGCGGUGGCGGCGCCGCGGCCGAGGACGGCGGCGGCGGCGCUCUCGUGUGCGACGAGCAGCUGCCAGAGGCGGAGUGCGGGGCGGUGGCUGUGGACGUGGGGGAGCGGCCAGGCACGGGCGCGUGGCCGGCAGCUGUGCAGGCGGAGCAUGUGCGGGUGCGGGUCCAGGUGGAGGAGGGCGGUGAGGGGCCAGAGGCGCGGCUGGUGCGGCUGCAGUUGGGGCCGUGGGGGCAGGAGCAGCGGGCGGCUGGGCAGGGGCCGACGCAGCAACAGCAGGCGCAGGAGGUACAUUGGGGUGUGGAACCACCGCAGCACGUGCAGGUGCAGCUGCAGCCGGCGGGCGAGGGGGAACCACCAAUGGAGGUGCAGGGGCUGCAGCAGCAGCAGGAGCAGCAGGAGCAGCAGGGGCAGCAACAGGAAGCGAAGCAGCAGCAGCCGCAGGAGCAAUCGCAGCAGCAGGAGCAGCAGCAGCAAGCGCAGCCGCAGCAGCAGCAGCAGCAGCAGCAGCAGCAGCAUGAACGAGGGGAAGCAGGGCCUUCCAAUCAGCUGAUGCUGGGGCAGCAGGAAGCAGCAUUCCCAGGAGAAGACGACGCAAUGCGCUGCUUGCCGGGUGUGCUGGAGGCCCCGAGGGCGGACCUCGCCGCCGCCCUGGGUGGGGUGCCUGACGACCGCAGCGGCUGCACGGCGUCAGGGGGCCCGCCGCUGCCAGGGGCGCCCGAGCUACCGUGCCAGGGCGGCGCCACUAAUGGUGUGGCGCCCAUGGCAGUGGAUGACUGA
This is a messenger RNA of Monoraphidium neglectum, 1641 nucleotides long. RefSeq lists its product as hypothetical. Lineage: Eukaryota; Viridiplantae; Chlorophyta; Chlorophyceae; Sphaeropleales; Selenastraceae. The transcript is spliced from 6 exons. The record is from RefSeq and is a predicted model, not a curated record. The coding region runs from base 1 to 1641 and encodes 546 amino acids.